Chanos chanos (milkfish) is the source of this 1914-nucleotide messenger RNA. RefSeq names its product deleted in malignant brain tumors 1 protein-like. The transcript is spliced from 12 exons. Gene Ontology annotation, molecular function: serine-type endopeptidase activity. Gene Ontology annotation, biological process: zymogen activation. Lineage: Eukaryota; Metazoa; Chordata; Actinopteri; Gonorynchiformes; Chanidae. The annotation marks the transcript as partial. The record is from RefSeq and is a predicted model, not a curated record. Gene Ontology annotation, cellular component: plasma membrane.
CUGGUGAAUGGUGGUAAGCGCUGUGCUGGGAGAGUGGAGGUUCUUCAUGAGGGACAGUGGGGCACGGUUUGUUCUUUUUCCUGGGAUAUGACUGAUGCUGCAGUGGUGUGUAGAGAGCUGGACUGUGGGGAGGCUGUAGCAGUAUUGCAUAAUGCUCAUUUUGGAGAGGGAUCAGGACCAAUCUGGAUGGAAAAUGUGGCCUGCAGUGGAUCAGAGUCUACACUGAAGAACUGUACAUCAGCAGGAUGGGGCAAACAUAACUGUCUUCAUUCUGAAGAUGCUGGAGUCAUCUGCUCAGGUCAUGUGACCAGACUAGUUGAUGGAUUUAACUUGUGUUCUGGGAGACUAGAGCUUCUACGUGGAAACAAAUGGGGCACGGUGUGUGAUGCUGCCUUUGACCAGCAGGAUGCAGAGGUUGUGUGUCGAGAGCUGGGCUGUGGGGCUCCUGGAGAAAUUCUGGGAGGAGCAGCUUUUGGCAGAGGGGAGGGCCAUGUGUUGUCAGAUGAGUUUCAGUGUGGAGGAAAUGAAUCUGAGAUAUUCCUUUGUCCAAAAUCACCUUCACAAAAACAAAACUGUUCUCACAAUAAUGAUGUGGGACUUACAUGCACAGCUUACACAGAGUUCAAACUGGUUGGAGGCCCUGACUCCUGUGCUGGUCGAGUUGAGCUACGGUACCUGGAUGAGUGGGGCACAGUGUGUGAUGCAUCAUGGGACAUGAGAGCUGCCAGUGUCCUCUGUAGACAGCUGAAUUGUGGGAGUGCUCUGGGUGUUGUGGGGUUGGAUCGUUUUGGAGAGGGCAGUGGUCAGAUUUGGUCUGAUGUGUUUGAUUGCCAGGGGAAUGAGACACACCUGUCAGACUGUGUCAUCUCCUCAUGGAGUCGAGCUUCAUGUUCUCAUGAACAGGAUGUUGGAGUCAUCUGCUCUGAUUCCUCAAAGUCUCUUCAGGAUGGAAUGCUGCAGACCAUUGGAGAGAGAGAAUGUGAGGGAGAGUUUGAGGUUUAUUACCGUAAGGCCUGGAGGCGAUAUCUGUUGAACACUUACGGUUUCCCUGAAGCCUCUGUGAUGUAUCGUGCUCUGGGAAUGAGGCUCAUGUAUAUCAAUGCAGACACAGUCCUGGUGCAGACUGUGGUCAUUAUCAAUAUCCAUCAGUCAUCUGCUCUGGUGAGACACUCUGACUCAGGUCCCAGGUCCCUCAGGCUGGUGGGUUCUGGGAGUGACUGUGCAGGGAGACUGGAGAUUUUCCACAAAAACUCAUGGGGAACAGUGUGUGAUGAUUCCUGGGAUAUUGAGGAUGCCCAGGUUGUGUGCAGACAGCUCCAGUGUGGAGAGGCCCUGAGUGCCCCAGUUCCAGCCUGGUUUGGUCCUGGAACUGGACCCAUAUGGCUGGAUGAGGUGGAGUGCCUGGGGAACGAGACGUCCCUAAGAAGAAAGUUCCAACCCACGAAGUCAUUUGACAUGUUCAGCAUCUUCAGCCCAGAGGCCAUGUUCAGGGAAAGUAAUGACAUCUACCGGUUCCUUACCAACAUCAGUUGUUACCAGAUGGACCACAACCUCAAAGACUCAAUCUCCAGUUCCACGUCAUUCUGUUCCUUUGGCAGUUUUCUUGGUUCUAGGAACACUGCUCCUACUGCUGGUGGUGCUUGUGCCCUUUCCAAGAGGAAACACAUGACUAUAUCUGAAGUGGUGUAUGAGGAGAUUAAUGACAGAUUCAUCACUAAAAGAACCAGUAACACUGUUCAGAGGGGGGGAAAUGAGGAGGAGGUUACACCAGAGGACUAUGAUGAUGUCAGGUCUGUUGGAGAUGUUCAGCAAAAUGUUCAGAAGAUGGAAUAUGAAAAUGUGGUGGAAGAAACUCUCAAAGGAGAGAGAAAACUCUCUGAAGAUUACGUCAACACCACCGAAGCGACCAAAUAA